AUGGUCUUUCUGGAUUUUAGUCACAAAUGUGAAGGUUUCCUACUUUAUAACACAGCAAUUGAGAACUUCAUUGAUCAUGGCCUUGCCAGAUUGGUGACCGUAUACUGUGAACAUGGUCAUAAAGCUGCCAAAAUCAACCCCCUCUUCACUGGACAAGCCUUGCCGGAGAAUGUGCCUGAAGUCCAAGCUCUUGUGCAGACCCUACAGGGGCCUUUUAAUACCACAGGAUUGUUGAACAUGGGGAAGGAGGAGGCCUCUCUUGAGGAAAUAUUAGCCUAUCUCAACCAAAUCUACUGUGGGCAAAUUUCUAUUGAAACCUCCCAACUUGAGAGCCAGGAGGAGAAAGACUGGUUUGCCAAACGGUUUGAGGAACUGAAGAAAGAGACCUUUACCCCAGAAGAGCGAAAACAUCUGUCAAAACUAAUGCUAGAAUCUCAGGAGUUUGACCACUUUUUGGCCACCAAGUUUGCUACAGUGAAGCGGUAUGGAGGCGAAGGAGCUGAAAGCAUGAUGGGCUUUUUCCAUGAGUUGCUGAAAAUGGCAGCCUACAGUGGGAUAACUGAUGUUAUUAUUGGCAUGCCCCAUAGAGGGAGGCUUAAUUUAUUGACAGGCCUUCUGCAAUUCCCUCCGGAGCUGAUGUUCCGUAAAAUGCGAGGCUUAAGUGAAUUUCCAGAAGAUGUUUCAGCCACUGGUGAUGUCCUAUCUCACUUGACCUCCUCGGUUGACCUGGACUUCGGCGCGCACCAUCCCCUCCAUGUGACGAUGCUGCCAAACCCCUCACACCUGGAAGCUGUCAACCCCGUGGCUGUCGGGAAGACUCGGGGAAGGCAGCAGUCUAGACAGGAUGGGGACUACUCUCCAGACAGUUCGGCUCAGCCUGGGGACAAAGUCAUUUGCUUACAGGUCCACGGUGAUGCUUCUUUCUGUGGUCAGGGGAUUGUUCCCGAAACAUUUACGCUGUCUAAUCUCCCACAUUUCAGAAUUGGUGGGAGUGUCCAUCUGAUUGUCAAUAACCAGCUGGGUUACACCACUCCUGCAGAAAGAGGAAGGUCUUCCUUAUACUGCAGUGAUAUCGGGAAGCUUGUGGGCUGUGCCAUCAUCCAUGUCAAUGGAGACAGCCCAGAAGAAGUGGUUCGGGCCACACAACUGGCUUUUGAAUACCAGCGCCAGUUCCGGAAGGAUGUGAUUGUUGACUUGUUAUGCUACAGGCAGUGGGGCCACAAUGAGCUGGAUGAGCCCUUCUUCACAAAUCCAGUCAUGUACAAAAUCAUCAGAGCCCGGAAGAGCAUCCCAGACACCUAUGCAGAGCACCUUAUUGCCAACGGACUCAUGACCGAGGAAGAGGUGUCGGAUAUCAAAACCUCCUACUAUGCAAAGUUAAAUGACCAUUUAACUAACAUGGCCCACUAUAGUCCCUCGGCCACCAACCUGCAGGCUCACUGGCAGGGCCUGGUCCAGCCGGAGGCUUCCAUUACAACCUGGAACACUGGUGUGCCCCUAGACCUCCUGCGAUUUAUUGGUGGGAAGUCCGUGGAAGUGCCGGAGGGACUCCACAUGCACAGUCACCUUCUGAAGAUGUAUGUUCAGUCCAGACUGGAGAAAGUGAUGGAUGGAACAAAAUUAGACUGGGCUACGGCAGAAGCUCUUGCCUUGGGCUCAUUACUUGCUCAGGGUUUUAAUGUCCGUCUGAGUGGGCAAGAUGUCGGCCGUGGAACUUUUAGUCAGAGGCACGCCAUGGUUGUUUGCCAGAACACCGAUGACACCUAUAUCCCUCUGAACCAUAUGGACCCAAAUCAGAAAGGGUUUCUAGAGAUCAGCAACAGCCCGCUGUCAGAAGAGGCUGUCCUGGGAUUUGAAUAUGGGAUGAGCAUCGAAAGCCCCAGGUUACUGCCCAUCUGGGAGGCUCAGUUUGGCGAUUUCUUCAAUGGUGCUCAGAUCAUCUUUGACACGUUCAUCUCUGGAGGGGAGGCCAAGUGGCUCCUUCAGAGCGGCAUUGUUAUCCUGCUUCCCCAUGGGUAUGACGGGGCUGGACCCGACCACUCCUCUUGUCGCAUAGAGCGUUUCUUGCAGAUGUGUGACAGUGUAGAAGAGGGGGUGGAUGGAGACACAGUGAACAUGUUCGUGGUACACCCAACUACUCCUGCACAGUAUUUCCACUUGCUCAGGAGACAGAUGGUCCGGAAUUUCCGAAAACCCCUCAUUGUUGCUUCUCCGAAGAUGUUACUCAGGUUCCCUGCAGCCGUAUCAAGUCUUCACGAAAUGGCACCAGGAACAACAUUCAAGCCGGUCAUUGGUGAUUCAUCUGUGGAUCCCAAAAAUGUUAAAAGUCUAGUGUUCUGCUGUGGCAAACAUUUCUAUGCCCUACUGAAGCAAAGAGAAUCCUUGGAGGCCAAGAAGGGUGACUUUGCCAUCAUCCGAUUAGAAGAACUCUGUCCUUUCCCAGUGGAUUCGUUACAGCAAGAGAUGAGCAAAUACAAACAUGUUAAAGAUUUUAUUUGGAGUCAGGAGGAGCCUCAGAACAUGGGUCCAUGGUGCUUUGUUUCUCCCAGGUUUGAAAAGCAACUGGCCUGCAAGCUCCGUCUUGUGAGCCGACCCCCUUUGCCAGCACCCGCUGUAGGAAUUGGCGCCCUUCACCUGCAGCAGCAUGAAGAUGUCCUCACCAAGACCUUUGCUUGA
Molecule: messenger RNA, 2676 nt
Organism: Puma concolor (puma)
Lineage: Eukaryota; Metazoa; Chordata; Mammalia; Carnivora; Felidae
Source: RefSeq, a predicted model, not a curated record